This is a messenger RNA of Peromyscus leucopus (white-footed mouse), 1859 nucleotides long. RefSeq names its product sushi repeat containing protein X-linked 2 (gene Srpx2). The record is from RefSeq and is a predicted model, not a curated record. NCBI's taxonomy places the organism in Eukaryota, Metazoa, Chordata, Mammalia, Rodentia, Cricetidae. The coding region runs from base 136 to 1533 and encodes 465 amino acids. The transcript has 10 exons.
CACAGAUCCCAUAUAUCUGCUUCUUCUCACUUUGGGGAGUUCAUAGCUGGCACAGUUCUGAAAGUCAUUUUCCCUUACUCUGAUACUUCUGGCCACAUUGCCCUAUUCUUGUCUCCCGAAGCUUCCCUGUUAAGGAUGGCUGGUCAACUGACUCAAAGAGUUGCUCUCUCCCUGCUGCUCUUCCUAACACCAGCAGUGCUAUCAACAUGGUAUGCAGGCUCAGGCCACUAUCCAGACGAAAGCUACAAUGAAGUGUAUGCAGAAGAGGUCCCCGCUGCCCGCACCCUGGACUACAGAGUCCCCCGAUGGUGUUAUACAAUGAAUAUCCAGGAUGGAGAAGCCACAUGCUACUCACCAAGGGGAGGAAAUUAUCACAGCAGCCUAGGCACACGUUGUGAGCUCUCCUGUGACCGGGGCUUUCGACUGAUUGGACGGAGGUCGGUGCAAUGCUUGCCAAGCCGGCGUUGGUCUGGAACUGCCUACUGCAGGCAGAUGAGAUGCCAUGCACUGCCGUUCAUCACUAGCGGCACCUACACCUGCACAAACGGGGUGCUGCUUGAUUCCCGAUGUGACUACAGCUGUUCCAGUGGCUACCACCUAGAAGGUGAUCGCAGUCGCAUCUGCAUGGAAGAUGGACGAUGGAGUGGAGGAGAGCCUGUAUGUGUAGACAUAGAUCCACCCAAGAUCCGUUGUCCUCAUUCCCGUGAGAAGAUGGCAGAGCCAGAGAAAUUAACUGCUCGAGUAUACUGGGACCCACCCUUGGUGAAAGAUUCUGCUGAUGGUACCAUCACCAGGGUGACACUUCGGGGCCCAGAGCCUGGUUCUCACUUCCCUGAAGGAGAGCAUGUGAUUCGUUACACUGCCUAUGACCGAGCCUACAAUCGGGCCAGCUGCAAGUUCAUUGUGAAAGUACAAGUGAGACGCUGUCCAGUUCUGAAACCACCCCAGCACGGCUACCUCACCUGCACCUCCGCAGGGGACAACUACGGUGCCACCUGUGAAUACCACUGUGACGGUGGUUAUGAACGCCAGGGCACCCCAUCCCGAGUCUGCCAAUCAAGUCGACAGUGGUCAGGAUCACCACCUCUCUGUACUCCUAUGAAGAUUAAUGUUAAUGUCAACUCAGCUGCUGGCCUCCUGGAUCAGUUCUUUGAGAAACAGCGACUCCUCAUAGUCUCAGCUCCUGAUCCCUCCAAUCGAUACUACAAAAUGCAGAUCUCCAUGCUGCAGCAAUCCACCUGUGGACUAGACCUGCGGCAUGUGACCAUCAUCGAGCUGGUGGGGCAGCCACCUCAGGAGGUGGGGCGCAUCCGGGAGCAACAACUAUCAGCCAACAUCAUUGAGGAGCUCAGGCAAUUCCAGCGCCUCACUCGUUCCUACUUCAACAUGGUGUUAAUUGACAAGCAGGGUAUUGACCGGGAACGCUACAUGGAACCGGUCACCCCUGAGGAAAUCUUCACCUUCAUCGAUGACUACCUGCUGAGCAACCAGGAGCUGGCACAGCGAAGAGAGCAAAGGGAUGUGUGCGAGUGACCCUGAGCCAGUCUGUGGCUGAGGUCAAGUGCACAACUGUCCUAGGUAGUAGCUUAAACUGAGGAGGAAAUUUUUCCCAGUGUUGGGAGCAGGACUCCGGCGGGGGUGAGGUUUGCCAACUCCAGGACAGUUCCAGACAUCAUUUUAGGGCAGAAUAUUUGUUUCCCUCAACAAGGUUCCACUUUAGUAGCACUGGAAAAGCAUAUGAAAGUAGGUAGGGACUGAGGCCAGGCAGUGGUUUGCGGGUAGAUGGUCUUCUCUGACUAGAGCCUCUGCCGAGCUCUCCCAAGUCGUUGAGAUAAGUAAAUCCUAAAUUCAUUCAUUUA